UUCUUUUGCUUUGAAUAGUAUCUAAAUUAUAUAUCACAAAAGUACUAUACUGGUGUAGUAAUACCUAAUGCAAUGAUGAAGUUCGUUAAAUUCUGUAAAUAAUUUUCUUUUUAGUUUGGGUAUUGACCUCGGUUGUUGUGGUUACGGGUUGAGUCUGGAAGUGGCAACAGAAACACCUUUGGAAACAUGGCUGUGCAGAGCUGGGUUGAUAUACUAAAAUUAUCCAAGAAAACUGCUUUGAUACACGAUGGAAAAAGGAAAAUCCAUUACCUCUUUACAGAUGGAAAGGAAAUGGCAGAAGAGUAUGACUUGAAAACAGAUGAGCUCAUUGUAAGAAAGUGGCGCCAUAAAAGCACACUGGGAGCUCAGGGCCAAUGGCAGAUGGAAGUUGGGGAGUCACUUACAAACCCUGUCAUUUCUUUGGACUCUGAUGUGAUCAAGGAGAACUGCUCCAAUCCUGUGUUCAUACGUAAAGACACAAAGACCAACUUUCAGUGGAGAAUCCGCAACCUUCCCUAUCCCAAAGACGUCUUCAGUGUUUUUGUGGAGCCGUCUGAGAGAUGCAUCAUCAUUAAAACCUCAAACAAAAAGUAUUACAAGAAGUUCAGUAUUCCUGAUAUAGAUCGCAGUCAUCUGCCAUUGGAGACCUCCGCCCUCAGCUUCACUCAUUCCAACAAUACUUUAAUUGUCAGUUACAAGAAACCCAAAGAGAUCUUAACCCUUGAGCAGGAGCUGCUGAAGGAGCUGAAGAAACUGAAGGGAACCAGUGAAGGAGAUAUCGACUGCAAAACUCAGUGAAUUCUGAAAAUUACUCAGUGUUGUAUUUAAAGCAGAACCUCACAGCAUCAUUUUUGAAAAAAAAAAAAAAACUUUGCUCAGUACCUUGUCAUUGGUCUGAUACUUCUAAUUGGGUUUAUUAAUUGCAAUCCAUUUAUUAAAAUUGUUCAUUUUGAAAUGUGCCCUGCCAUUUAUAUUUGAUAUAGACAUAGUGAAAUGUACAGUAUAUGUGUGUUGCAGUCUUUCAACCAGAUUUAUUAGUUUUGCAAAAAUGACAAUGACCGUUUUUGUAUCGUAACACCUAAUCUAUUUUUGCUUCUUGUUACCAUAUCUACUAAGGAGAAAUUUUGAUGGUGGUCACAUAACCUCCCACCAUCCUUUCAGUUACGUGCUUGUAAAACAUUCAGAAUACCCGGUGCUCAUCCCUGUUCGUUCCAGGGUCACUGUUACGAGUACAUGCCAUUUGUGUUAACUGAAUGUCCUCAUGUUCCUUGCAUGCAGUGGGCCACCCUGAAAGUCACUAGUGUUACCGUUUCCCUUUAUAACAGAUGUUCACUCAGAUAAAACUCUAUAGACACAAGUUAAAAAUAGAUGCAACAGUUCCAGACUUUUGUUCCAAAAUGAUUUGAUAUUGUUGUCUAUGAAGGACAAGUAUUAAGUCAGCAUUUAAUGAUUCUAAUCCUGAUUUCACAUUGCUGACAUACUGAAUUCCAUGUGUCUAUAUGACAAAUACGUAUAAAAAAGGACUGUGUAGAUCCAUGCUUCAAAAUUGGAUAUUUGUCUAUUUUCCAAAGUUUUAUUAAAAUAAAGCACUGUCCCAUUAGAAAACGAACAGUGCUGUUUAAAAGAGACUAUAACAUUUAAUUACAGAUUGCUUCAACCUUGUGAUUUCUUGCAUUUUUUGCAACUUGUCCAAACCCAGACAGCAAGUGCAAAAAGCAAAGACAAAACCACAGGUUUCUCUCCCUAUUGUGCUUUGUCUCCUUCCAGAUGGAAAGAACAGGAAUUCAAGAAAACAGUUUAAAUGUCUUUCCUGUUGCUUUGAGACUUGUUGUGAGGACUUUGAUGGAACUUGCUAUGACAAAAAUACAUUCACACAUACCUGAUUAAGUAGUGUUUGCUUU
Molecule: messenger RNA, 1901 nt
Organism: Monopterus albus (swamp eel)
Lineage: Eukaryota; Metazoa; Chordata; Actinopteri; Synbranchiformes; Synbranchidae
Gene: dpcd
Product: deleted in primary ciliary dyskinesia homolog (mouse)
Exons: 6
Coding region: 187-798 (203 amino acids)
Source: RefSeq, a predicted model, not a curated record